ACGUUUUGGUGCAUCGAAGUUUGCUUCUUGUUGCCUCCCAGGCCGCUUCAUUGCGUUCCCUCGACACUCAGUACAAUUUCUGGCCAAGACGUCACAUCACACCUGGCUUGAUAUUUAUGACACAAGAUCGCCAUCAUGGCUGAGUUGGCUCAUCUCCUCUUGCGCACUGUUGCGCGCGCAUUCUACACGACCGACCACAUCCUCGUGAUUGACGCAUUGAUCAAUCAUUCCACCCUCCAAGACAACGAUUUGUCGCACGUCCUCAGCAUGCAGUCUAAGCCAUUGCGUAAGCUAUGCGGGCGUCUUCGAGAAGACGGUCUACUAAGCGUUCAAAACCGAGCUGAGCGAAGGACGGACGGAACUGGUGGAUAUGUCGGCGGCACACCACAGGCAGGCAAGGAGCGAGUUACUCACCGCGACUGGUACUAUCUCAAUUUCCACAAGGCAAUAGACAGCAUCAAAUAUCGCAUGUACAAACUGAAUAAACACAUUGAAGGACAAGGCAUUCCCACGACAGAAAAGAAGGACUACAUCUGCCCUCGGUGCAAAAGUCAAUAUGCCACGAUGGAGGUCAUUGACAACAUGGACAUGGCAACAGGCUCUUUCAUCUGUCAUAGGUGUGGCCAUGUGCUGGAAGACGUGGCUCAAGACGAUGGUGCGAAUGAGAAUGAAGGAAUGAAACGGCUCAACAUUCAAUUUGACAAGAUCAUGAAGUUGCUCCAGCAAAUCGACGGUACUAAAGUGCCGGAGAACGACUUUCAGACUGCGUUGAGCCUUCAGAAGCCCGUCACCCGAACAGAUACGCACCCGGGCGCCAGGACGGAGGUUGUCGAUCUUCCCAACAGAAAUCUGCAAAGCACCAAGGGUCUCGAGAUCAAACCUGAAAAGAUCAGUAUUCAAUUGCAGGAUGACGAGGAUGUCAAACGCGAAAACGCCGCUGCCGAGGCUGCCGCUAGGAGAGAGCGCGAAGCGCGACAAAAUGCUCUUCCGGAAUGGAUAUCGAAGAGUACCGUUUCAGGUGACAUUACAGCGGUGGGUGCAAAGGAGGAGAAACAGCGAAGGGAGCGCGAAGCAAACUCCGGUGUGUUCAAGGAAGAGACUAGCAAUGAGGACGUCAAACCGAACACAGGCGAGGAGGACGUCAUGGCUAACUACUGGGCGGAGUUGGCACGCGCAAAGGAAGAGGCGGCAGCGAAGGAACGCGAAGAAGAGGACGAAGAGGAAGAGGAUGACGACGAUGAUGAGUUCGAAGACGUUGGCCCGCUGCUCUCAGCCAUGUCAACAAGCAACGACAAUGCUGAUGCAGCGAGUGACGAAGAUGAGGAUGAUGUGCAAUUUGAGGACGUCUGA
Dissoconium aciculare CBS 342.82 is the source of this 1350-nucleotide messenger RNA. RefSeq lists its product as uncharacterized. Gene Ontology annotation, biological process: transcription open complex formation at RNA polymerase II promoter; transcription initiation at RNA polymerase II promoter. Gene Ontology annotation, cellular component: transcription factor TFIIE complex. The record is from RefSeq and is a predicted model, not a curated record. Bases 136 to 1350 code for a protein of 404 amino acids. The transcript has 2 exons. NCBI's taxonomy places the organism in Eukaryota, Fungi, Ascomycota, Dothideomycetes, Mycosphaerellales, Dissoconiaceae.